AUGCCUCCUAAAAGAGGACAAGGCGGCUCGGCGGCCAUAAACGCUGCCAACCUGCAAGAAGGAGCCGAGGAAGAACCUCUCCAAGCCGUUAUCUUAGCCGACUCAUUCAACAAGCGGUUUCAGGUGCUCUGCGUGGAUCGACCUCGUUGUCUGUUACCCUUGCUCGGAGUGCCGUUGUUGGCGUGGACGUUGGAAAGUCUGAGCUUGAGCAACGUCAAGGAUGUCAUCGUCUUUUGCGGUGUCCACGCCGAGGACAUCAAAGAAUGGGUUACCACCUCCUCCUAUUCCAAGACGCUCAACAUCCAGUGCAUCUCAUCCACCUCGGCCCAAUCCAUCGGGGACGCUCUUCGCCAACUGGAUGCCAUGCAGAUACUGAACCCCAAGAUGCCUUUCCUCUUGCUCCAUUCGCCCGUCGUCUCCAACGUCGAUCUGAGCAGGCUCGUGAGGGAUCAUAAAAAGCUGAGAGAAGAGGACAAGAAUGUGAUCAUGACCGUCGGCGUGGGCGUCGGUGGUCGACGUCAUCCAGAGUCUCCCUUGUUCCUCGUCGACCCGAUCAAAAACCAUCUACUCCACUACACCCAAAAUCCACUCAUGCCUGCUCGAUCCCGCUUCCACAUCCCCUCGUCUCUCAUUCUCGACAAUCCCUCCUCGACCUCCCUCACCCUAGAAGUCUGGUCCGGUCCUUCGAACAAGACCUCUUCUUCCGCCGGUUAUCGAGACCUCGGAGUGGACGUCUGUGAGGCCGACGUGCCCGCCCUCUUUACCGAAAACUUUGACUGGAACGAUCUGAGAAGACAUCUAGUCGUCGGCGUGCUGGGAUCCGAGCUCUUGGGCAAGAAGAUCGGGAUCAAGACGGUCGGCACGCUUCAAGCGUCACAGCGACCCGAGACGGAGGAACAGAUCAAACAGAGCGGGGUCAGUCGCGGGAUGGGCAAGGGCAAGUAUAUCGAUCGCGUCAGGGAUACGAGGACGUUUGGAGACAUUUCGCGCGAUGUCUUGAGACGGUGGGCGUUCCCGCUCGUGCCCGAUUCGAAAAUCCUCGGGCAAGACGACUACGAGCUGAGAAGGGGGACCGUCUAUGUCGCACGUGAAGGUGUCAGAUUGGCAAGGACCACACAGAUCAUCGGUCCAGCGCUGAUCGGGCCCAACACCCACUUGUCCUCGAAUACCACCUUCCGGACUUCGACGAUCGGCCGAGAAUCUCACAUCGGAUCGCGGACGACCGUCUCGGAUUCGUACCUCUUCGACAACGUCUCGGUCGGUCGGGACUGUAUACUUCGAGGGUGCAUCGUCGCGCAGAACGUCGAGAUCGGGGAUAACGUUAUCAUCGGGAACGGUGCCUUGAUCGGAGCGGGAGUCAAGCUCGGUAGCGGGGAGGUCAUUCCGGAAUUCGCUAGAGUCGCUGUGACGGCGUUCGGAGCUACGGAUGAUGAGGAUGAGGAUGACGAGUACUCGGCCGACGUGCCACCAUCGCAAAGUUUGGAUAGGCCUGGUAGCGAGGGCUUUAUCUGGCCGGCGGAAGAGGACGAGUACCAGAGUGACGAUGAGGACGACUUUGAGGAUCCAUACGAGCACCCCGAGAACAAGCGGCUAUUACAGCUUGGACAAUCUCUCUCCCGCGCGAUCAGCGUGGGGUCGACCGCAUCUACCUUGGAACACGCUUCGUCGGCCGGAUCUCCGGUUUCAAUGGCCUCAUCCAUGGGUGGGCAAUCGAUCCCGUCAAUGUCGCUCAACCCGACAGCGUCAGGAGACUUUCACGUCGAAGUCCGCUUGUCACUGGAGCGUGCUGUCGACGAGGGUCAUAAAGCCCAAGACGCUCUUCUGGAGCUCACUACCCUGAUGUUGUCAUCCAAUGUCAGUGUUAGCGGCCCGGGUGGAGGCAAAGAAGAGGUAAUCAGUUUCUUGAUGGAGCUGGUCGACGUCGACAGCGGCGCCAAGGCGGCGAAAGAGUCGGCUACAAAAGUGUGGACGCGCUGGGGUCCUCUCGUACAAGGUAUCGGAGUCAAACCUGUAGACACGGUGCUUGAAGUGCAGCACUUUUCAACGGAGCACCCGGAACAAGCGCACUUCUUCCCCGUCUAUCUUAACGCCCUCUAUGACGCCGAUAUCGUCGACUAUGAAGAUAUCGUAUCCUGGUACAAAUCCGAAGAAUCUCGAGGAAAGGGCAAGACUGAGGCGAAUGAUGAUGAGCAAGAGCUUUGGAAGAAGCUAUGGACCAGCGGAGGCCGAUUCGUCAAGGCGUUGGCCGAAGCGCAAGAGAGCGAUGAUGAGGAUGACGAAGACGAGGACGACGAAGACAGCGAUUGA
This is a messenger RNA of Filobasidium floriforme, 2307 nucleotides long. Its product is annotated as putative translation initiation factor eIF-2B epsilon subunit. The transcript is spliced from 8 exons. Gene Ontology annotation, biological process: biosynthetic process. NCBI's taxonomy places the organism in Eukaryota, Fungi, Basidiomycota, Tremellomycetes, Filobasidiales, Filobasidiaceae. Gene Ontology annotation, molecular function: translation initiation factor activity; translation initiation factor binding; guanyl-nucleotide exchange factor activity. The record is from RefSeq and is a predicted model, not a curated record. Gene Ontology annotation, cellular component: eukaryotic translation initiation factor 2B complex. Bases 1 to 2307 code for a protein of 768 amino acids.